Penaeus chinensis is the source of this 1555-nucleotide messenger RNA. RefSeq names its product dynein assembly factor with WDR repeat domains 1-like. NCBI's taxonomy places the organism in Eukaryota, Metazoa, Arthropoda, Malacostraca, Decapoda, Penaeidae. The coding region runs from base 1 to 1413 and encodes 470 amino acids. Gene Ontology annotation, molecular function: protein binding. The transcript has 9 exons. The record is from RefSeq and is a predicted model, not a curated record.
AUGUGCCUUAAUAUUAGAGAUGCUUUCCAAGAAGUUGACUACUUACUUAUAUCACUAAAGGUAAAGUUAACUCAAAUUGAUUCUCAUGUACCUGUGGAAAGUUCGACCGUGGGCGACGUGGUGGAGCAGGUGAUGACGCAGCAUUCGUGUGUGGGCGGCCAGCGUGGGCGUCUGGAAAGGCUGGUAGGGCGGCUGGUGGCGGCCCUCAGAGCCUCCACGACCGCCGCCCACACGCGCCACAAGACUCUUCGCUCGCACAUCCUGCCGCUGACCAAUGUGGCUCUGAACAAGGACGCCUCCGUCUGUGCCACCGCCAGCUACGACCGUCAGUGCCGCCUGUGGUCGACCGAGAAUGGCCAGUGCGUGGCCACGCUCAAGGGCCACUCGGAUGUCGUGUUUGAUGUCACCUUCGCCGGGAAGAAUGACCUCAGGGUGUGGACCUCCCCCGAGGGCACUUGCGAACUGGCCCUGGAAGGACACGAGGGCCCGGUGGCCGUGGUCCGCCCGCUGGCCACCUCACGUCAUCACCUGCUCACCGGGGGCAUGGACACUUCGGCGAGGGUGUGGGACUUGCAUAUGGGAGAGAACACCGUGACACUGGCAGGUCACAAGGGUGCUGUGGUGGGGGUAGGGGGGGACAGGUCAGGUGAACUCCUGUACACAGCUUCCUUUGAUGGCACUGUGAAACUAUGGGACACACGCUCUUAUAUAUGCAGCUCCACCCUCCAAGGUCACGAGGGCGAGGUCAACGGCGCUGACCUGAGCUGGUGUGGGCGAUACCUGGCCUCGUGGGGAACGGACGCCGCUGCCCUCCUCUGGGACAUCCGCCGGGUCGACCAGCCACUCCACGCCGUCCGCUACGAUGCUGAGGUGUUGGAUGUGGUCGACGGCGCGUGGGACAGCUGUGGGCGGCGACUGGUGACAGGAAGCGUAGACAGAACAGCUCAGAUUGUUAAUAUAAAUUCACUUACAACUUCUCUCACGCUCUGUGGCCAUAGAGGAGAAGUUUCGAAGGUGAGGGUUUAUGUGGGAGGGUGUCUUUCAACCCAGCUGGAACAAGAGUCAUUACGGCAGGUGAAGAUUGUCGACUCAGAAUCUGGGACGCGGAGAACGGAAACUGCAUUCAGGCAAGAGUUUUUCCAUUCGGGAAAUCGGCAUUACAUGGUUGAUUUUAUUUUUACUGGCUGGGAGUCUUUUGACUCUUUUAAAGUUCGUAAUAUUGGAUCAGCUGAUAUUCUAAGCUUGAAAUUAGUUCCUCUUGACUUUUCUUUUGAUCCUUUGGACACCAUAGAAAGUCUACUGGGCCACGACCGGGAGAUUUUCUCAAUGGCUGUGAGUUACUCUGGUGACGUCAUCAUAACAGGGAGCCGAGACAAUACAUGUGUUCUGUGGAAACGUAUUACUGGAAACUAAAUUAUCAAAAUAAUAGAUUUGGUUUAAAUCAUUGGAAGUAACCUUUUUUUUUAUGUUUUUCCUCUGACAGAUGGUUCAUAUUUACAUCAAGCUUCUUCUAUUUUACUUACACACACACACACACACACACACACACACACAC